CCUUUGAAUGACAGCCGCUGUUCGGGCUGCGUGACAUUGUGGCAGGACGAGACUCUCCAGGCUCCAAAGUGACUCGGACGGGGACGGCAGGUGGAAGAAGCAGGGCUGAGAUGCGCCCUGGCGGCUGGUUUUACGCGCAGAGACUCGCGGCGCACGGCUCCGUUUCAUGACAGCAGCACUUAUGUCGGCUCCGUGGAUCUGCGUUGGCAGCCUGUGAGGGGAAAUUCAGCGGCAGAUGCGUGAAAGUGCGUGGACGAGCAUCUGGGAGCCUCGUUCUUACUGCAAAGUGCCAAACUCGCGGUUCACAGGUGAAUCUGGCUGCGCAUGAUGUACACGAUCACUAGAGGUCCCAGCAAACUGGUCACCCAGCGACGCACAGGGCCUACACAACCACUGGAGAACAAAGCAAACGACUUUAAGCACAAGCAGACGUCCUGGAACAUGCCUGACCUUCCUGCACCCAAGAUAGUUUUCAACCGUCUGAACGGUAAGAAGUACCAUCACCCUGCUCCGGCUCUCCCUGCAGACACGCAGCCUGACGAGAGCUUCAGCCCCGCACACGAGGAAAACGUCAAGUUUGUCUAUGAGGCCUGGCAGGAGGUGCUUGAGCAGGAGCAGGGGCCGGGCCAGGGGCCAGCGGUGGCCCAGAGAGUGGUCCACUACAAAGAGACCGGUCCCGGCCCACACAUGGACACCUUCGUGCCCAUAGAUCUGGAUGAAUGGUGGGCCCAGCGCUUCUUGGCCAACAUAGACAAGCUUUCCUGACGCUCAUCCGGGAUUUGAUGCUGUUGGACAGUCAGGAGGUGAGACCUGAAGCAGGACGGCUGACGGAGGAGGAGGAAGCCUGGACGGGAGGGUUGAUGGGCCAGAGUGCCCUGAUGUGAUUCAGAUGGACUGACAGUGCUGGGACGCUGGCAGAGAAACUACCGAGAAUCACUUGAACUGUUUCCUUCUAGCGGCAGUCCGUCUGUCUCCAAAUGUUCCGAGACAGACUGCAGGCAGGAGGACGACGUCUCCAAGCCGAGGUUUCUCUCAUGUUUUGACCCUCACAGCAGAGAUGUUGCUUUGAAAUGCAAUAAAUUGUAUUUUCAAUAA
Molecule: messenger RNA, 1095 nt
Organism: Stegastes partitus (bicolor damselfish)
Lineage: Eukaryota; Metazoa; Chordata; Actinopteri; Pomacentridae
Product: protein FAM195A-like
Exons: 5
Coding region: 325-765 (146 amino acids)
Source: RefSeq, a predicted model, not a curated record